This is a messenger RNA of Carassius gibelio (silver crucian carp), 4283 nucleotides long. RefSeq names its product UPF0606 protein KIAA1549L-like. NCBI's taxonomy places the organism in Eukaryota, Metazoa, Chordata, Actinopteri, Cypriniformes, Cyprinidae. Bases 264 to 2291 code for a protein of 675 amino acids. The transcript is spliced from 11 exons. The record is from RefSeq and is a predicted model, not a curated record.
GAAUGUUGAGAGCUGUACUUUUGAGUGCCUCCAUCUCCUCCAGGAAACAAAUUCUGAAUAACAGAUUGAAAUUACAGUGUAGCAAAGUUUUCCUCAAAAUGAACGAACUGUGAUUCUAAAAAAAGAAAAGAAUGGACUGUGCUGGGAUACGUUCAUAAUAUUCUCUUUCUUUCCUUUUAGAUGACUUGAAUCAUGAAGCUUCUGGAUCAUUUCUGGAUGCAACCACAUCACCCUCCUCAACCCAUUUGUUUGGCGGCUUCCAUAUGACAGACUGGAAUCCAGCUUCUGUAGUCCAAUCAGAUCCCACAGGCUCAUCAAAGGGUAGCAGGGAACAACCUGCAUUUUCCUCUGUACUCACAUUACUUGCCAGCACAGCCCAAAAGCCUCCCAAUCUCUCGUCAAAAGUUGUUGCACGUGACAAUGAAACACAUCAAUGGCCUUCAAAUGGAUCUUUGGAACGAGUGGAGCCAUUUACUCUUCCAUCGUCUGUGCUGGUCAGCAACCAAUCCAACAACUCAGAGUUUGUGUGGAUAUCUGAGCUGGUGGCACCUGCAGCCACAUCCAGAGCUGCAGACCCUGAUGCUAGAAGAUUGAUUUCACCUGAACAGAAAAACACUGCUGCUCCUAAUAGAUCUUCAGCUACAUUUGUGGACACACAACGAGAACGACCAGCCAUUGCAACAACUAUUGGAUCUCAACCUACAAUAUUUUACAGCAAUACUGUUACCACAACCAGCAUCCCCUUUACAACAACCACAAACCAGAUUAGCACUACCCAAUCAUCUGCUGCUAAACGACACUCCAAAACACCUAGGACAACUAUAAGAACUACAACUACACAAUCUCCAAAGACAACAUCUAGAAUCCUGCCUGACUCCACCUCACAGAGUGCUAAGUUGGACCCUUCAAAAAGCACUUUAGGAACUCCAAGAGCUGCUGUAACUGAGGCCUCAAUGCUAAGAUGUAACAUCACUGACAAGAUGUGGAUAAAAACAGUGUUGACCAUACAGUUACGAAGGAGUCGUCUAGACAGUAUUUUGAAGCAGAAUCUCCCUCGAGGGUUUACUCAAGCUCUGAAGAAGGCCUUGAACGACAGCACAGUUCAGGCUAAGAUUGAGAGUAUCUCUAGUGUUCCCAAUGUGACGGUCGGUUACUAUGUGACCCAUGGAGAGAUGGUGUACACUGCAUCGGUGGUGGUGGAUGCUCUAAGUGUCUAUGGUAUUGAGAGAUUGAUGGCAGACAUCCGGCAGUUUGUGCCACUGGUGCAGGCAAUUCCCAUCCCAGCAGUCCCCUGGAGACCCAGCCCUGCCAUCUCAAUGAUGCUGAAGACAGUUCUGAGGUUUGUUGGGCCAGAAGAUGACCUCAAGUCCUGCAGAUUUACUCAGAUGAUGGAGCAGAGACUGGAGAAUGCUUUUGCUGAAGCAGAGGCCAUAGUGAUGAACUCACACAGCGGUCUCACUGUACAGAUCUUGAGCACAACACAGUCUGUGGGUUCUCCUGCUGUAUCUCUGAUAUAUGUGGUGCAUAAUGGCAGUGUCACUCUCAAUGGCACAACUGCCAGUAACCUUCUCAGCCAACUGACUGCUGAGCUUGUUGGUUACUUCCUGUUUUACCCUCCACUGAUCACAGCUGAGCCUAUGGAAUACCAUAACCUUAACACAUCUGUAGCAACCAGGCCAUUUUGGAUAAUCACAGUGAUUCAGGAUGUGGAAAACUCCUCUCUAGAAGGACAGUAUCACAGUUUUGCUAGUCUGAUGGAGGAGCGGUUGGCUGAGCUCUUCAUGGCGGCUCACCAGCAAGGUGUUCGCUUCAAGCGGGCAACAACAGUGGGCAGUUACACCGUCCAGAUGGUUAGUAUCAGGCGUGUACAUGGUCCAAAAAACCCAGCUGAGAUGACCUACUAUGUCCAGCAAAAUGGGACCCCACUGCUUGGCACAUCUGCAGCCAAGCUUCUAAACACAGUGGACUCGCAAACCAUGGCGCUCACACUGGGAUACUUUGUCCAACUGCAGGCUGAAGCCGUAGUGAAGAAUCCACCCAACAACCUGUGGAUCAUCGCUGCAGUGCUAGCACCCAUCGGCGUGGUGACCCUCAUCAUCAUCAUCAUCACCACGGUGCUGUGUCACAAAAACAAGAGCGAUUUCAAAACUGAUCCCAUUGGAAACUUCAACCCUCGAGUAAAGACUGCUUACUGGAGAGACGUGGGUUAUUACCCUCAGGUAGAUAUUCAGCUCUUCAAUCAUCUCACCUGCUGCUCUGGACUCCUGAUGUGCACACACUGUUAUGGAUGAUGUGUAGAGUAGACAGGUCUCAGGGACAAUGUACUAAUGAUCGUGCACAAUUAAAGGGUUAGUUCACCCAAAACAGUCAAAUUAUUUCGUCAUUAACUCACCUGUGUGUCAUUCCAAACAUGUAAGACUAUAUUUAUUUUGUGGAACAUAAAAGGAGAUGUUGAGUGAAGUGUGCUGGCUGCUUUUUCCAUACAAUGAAAGUAAAUGAAGACAGGAAUGUAAAAAAAAAAAAAAAAAAAAAAAAAAAAACGAGCACUUUACUUUCAUUGUUUGGCAAAGAGCAGCCUUGACAUUCUACAAAACAUUUAGAAAUUUGUACAGAUUUUGAAUGACAUGAUAUGGUAUGAUAUUAAAUGAACUGAACAACAUUUUGUGUGAACUAUUCCUAUGAACAUUGUCAAUAGUAUACAUAUAUAUAUUUUUUUUUUCUAGAUUAGGACCUGAUUUUAUGUGUGUGUAUUCCUUUGCGUGCUUGUAUGCCUAAACAAGCUGAAUAUUUUAGAAAUAAGGUCAGAAAUUCUCUUAUGAUUUAGUUGGAAGUAGACUAGCAGGACUGUGGAAGGGACAAAAACCUCUUUGUUAUAAAAUGCAUUUAAUACAUCAAUUGUGUAAAACCAUAAGACAUCUAUCCACCUCUCUAAAAGAAAUGCAGACAGCAGCACUUAUUAAAAAAUGUCAGAUAUGUCUUAUUUAUUAGGUAUAAUGAUCUGACCUGCAUUUUCCCCAUAUACACCCUCUGGCCUAGUUUAUCAUUUGCUAUGACUGACAAACUGCUGCCUUUUGCCUGGCCAUUAUGGAAUGCCUCCUUGCCUUCAGUUAUACAGUAACUGAGGAUUUGUUAUUUGCAAAACAUGUGCAGUGUAUUAUAAUUGUUAUUAGAAUAUAUCUGCAGGGCUGCAUAGCCAUUCUUUACAUUAGUUUUCCAAAAAGCAUUGCCAGGCCAAGUUUUUGGACACUUUUUGAACCAAUAACUCAUCAGGUUUUUAUUAUUAUUAUUUUUUUAAACAUAUCUUUAUUGAUUUGAUAUUCUGAAAUGAACUUAACUGAGAUAUUACUUGCUUUGUUUAUGUCAAUCCACCUAUUUUAUUAUUAUUAUUUUUUUUCAGUGGAUUAUCCUAAUGGUUUAUUUCAAAUUAAUCUGUUUCUGUUAUAUAUAAUAAUAAUAAUAAUAAUAAUAAUAAUAAUAAUAAUAAUAAUAAUAAUAAUAAUAAUAAUAAUAAUAAAUAAUCAGCUCCAACUAGUUGUAAAAUUAAGAGAUGGGAUUGCUUAGAAUUUGUGACAUUUAAGUGUAUUUAAAUAUAUAGACCUUUAUAUUUUUCUGUAUUUAGAUUCUCGGCACACAACUUUAGUAGGGGCAAAAUAGUUCUGAGAUUAAAAUAAGCUUCAAUGACAAUAACAGAAAACAUCUAGUUAAGUGGUAAACAAGUAAAUACUUACAACACAUACUUGCUUCCCCGGUAAACUAUCAACCCCAGAAUGCUGUCCUGGCAUUGCUCUCCAGAAACUGCUGAGACUCAAUAAAACUGUGGCUGGAUAAUGUCACAAGAGACAACAGACAAAAUGUCUGAGAUAAAUUUUGCAGGACUGCUUUGCAACGGAACAUAGUAGCAUUGUUGCCACACUGUAAAAUAACUAGUUUAGAGAUAGUCUUGUAUAUUAAGGUGGUAUUUAUAUAUGGCAUGACCACAAAAAUGAAAGAUUAGAGUCUAAAUUAAGGAUUAAAAGUGUUCAGAUUUAUUCAUGUCAGUCAUAAUUUAAGUAUUUAAAUAGCCGAUUAUCUCAUUCAUGUGACAGCAUCAUCCUUAAAUUACAUUUUUUAUAUUUAAAUAAAUUCAUUAACAUUCCCCACAGACUACGUAAUUAAUCAGAAUUUAAGUAAAGUCUCAUCUUUAAGGCCCUCCAUUACUAAAUCUGUUUACCUUCAUUAGAUCUAAGGAUUAUAUUAACAUUUGAACUGUUGAACUUUCCUUGGUCCAAUCCAAUGCAGUCAGA